AUGCCAACAGGACCACUUCUUCGAUCCCUGCUCUUCACCUCGAUCAUGUCGUCGCCGCUUCUAAACCCUUGUCUGUCUAUGUUGACGCGCGUGGUUAACUCCACUUCUCCGUUGUUGAAUCCGUCGCAGAAUCCACUGAUGAACUACCUCCUCCGCACAACCAUAUACAACCAUUUCUGCGCGGGCGAGAACGAACACAGAGUACGGCAGACAGUACACGGUAUCAAGACAUUAGGGUUCAAGGGUGUUAUAAUGGGAUAUGCCAAGGAGACGGUCGUCAAGGAAAAUGAAAGUACAACUGCGUCGACAAGCCAGGAAAAGGCGUCUCUCCGGUCUGUUGAGGAAUGGAAGCGGGGAAAUAUAAGGACUCUUGGUAUGAUCGGUGCAGGGGAUUAUCUUGCUGUUAAAUUCACCGGCGCUGGUCCAAUCGCCCUCAAUGCGCUGGCUGGUGGAGACGCAAUGCCGCAAAGCAUAUACCUGGCCAUGCAGGAAAUCUGCGAGGCGGCUGCAGCUCAGAACUCUCGACUUUGGAUUGAUGCAGAGCAGCAGGUCUUCCAGCCAGCUAUUGAUGCGUGGACGAUCGAGCUCAUGCGCGAGUUUAACCGCGGUGCUAGUCCCGUGGUUUUCAAUACCAUACAAGCGUACCUAAAAGAUUCUGCGGCUAAUGUACAGCGUCAUCUACUUCUGUCUCAACAGAAAGGAUGGAAAUUGGGCAUCAAGUUAGUCCGCGGAGCAUACAUCGCACACGACCGCCGAGAUCGCAUCCACGACACCAAACCCGAAACAGACGCAAACUACAACUCCAUCGUCGAAAACCUCCUGCAACGCAAAUACCCCCUCCCAACAAGCCAAAAAGAAACCGAAUUCCCCGACGUCCGCCUCUUCAUCGCCUCACACAACUCCGAAACAGUCCGCACAGCAUACACCCUACACCGACAGCUAAUAAAAUCCGGAGUCCCCACAAUCCCAGUCGAAUUCGGCCAGCUGCAGGGAAUGGCGGAUGAGAUUGGCUGCGGGCUUGUGCAGCAGAAUCGGAUGGACUCCCGAGAUGAUGUUCCCGGGGUGUUUAAGUAUUUGGCGUGGGGGACGACGGAGGAGUGUUUGCAUUAUUUGUUGAGGAGGGCGGUUGAGAACAAGGGUGCUGUGCAGAGGACGAGGGAUAUGGCGGUGGCAUUGAGGAGGGAGUUGUGGAGGAGGUUGUCGUUUUCUUUUUGA
Messenger RNA from Aspergillus glaucus CBS 516.65, 1215 nucleotides. Its product is annotated as putative proline oxidase Put1. Gene Ontology annotation, cellular component: mitochondrion. Bases 1 to 1215 code for a protein of 404 amino acids. Gene Ontology annotation, molecular function: proline dehydrogenase activity; FAD binding. The transcript is spliced from 2 exons. The record is from RefSeq and is a predicted model, not a curated record. Lineage: Eukaryota; Fungi; Ascomycota; Eurotiomycetes; Eurotiales; Aspergillaceae.